CCUCCGCAAGAAGCGUCAGGGACAAGUCCAAUUAGCUCUCACUCUUCCCAACUCUUCUGGUGACGUGUGAAGAGACAAGAGACAAGACCUUUAUCACACACUGAGCUGGAAGGGCUGCAGUUGUGUCAGCUUCCUGCUGGAAACCACUUCUGUCCAUCUCCAAAUGUCAAACCGAUAUGAAAGAAGAGAAGAAAAUACCAGGCUGACUGAAAGGAAAGAGCUUUUAUAAAUCCUCACUGGCAUCAAACAGAACAAAGAAUCUAAACUAUAUAAGCAAUGAAUGGAUCCCAAACACUGUGCUGGGCUUGGAAUAAUGGAUCUGAAUGGAUAAACAAGUCUGGAAACAUUGUAAAUGAUUAUCAACUGAUCGAUGUAUUUGAAACCAUCCUUCUUCCUUCUUUCAUUGGCAUUAUCUGUUCAACAGGAUUGGUUGGAAAUAUUUUCAUCUUAUUUACUAUCAUCAGGUCUGUGAGGAGGACUAUUCCAGAUAUUUAUAUUUGUAAUUUGGCAGUGGCAGAUUUGGUUCAUGUUAUUGGAAUGCCAUUCCUAAUCCAUCAGUGGGCACGAAAAGGAGAGUGGGUGCUUGGCAGUACUGUCUGCACUAUUAUCACAUCACUAGACAGCUGCAACCAGUUUGCUUGUUGUGCAAUUAUGACAGCAAUGAGCUUGGACAGGUACCUGGCUCUUGUUCAUCCAUUUCAUCUGACAAGUUUCAGAACCAGGUCAAAAACCGUUAAAAUCAAUUUGAGCCUUUGGGCAAUUUCACUUGUAUUGGUUCUUCCAGUCUGGAUGCAUGCAAAAGUCAUUAAAUUUCAGGAUGGCCUGGAAAGCUGUGCUUUCGAUCUGACUUCACCCCAGGACAUACUUUGGUAUACAUUGUAUCACACCUUAACUUCUUUCUUUGUUCCUUUGCCGCUGAUACUGAUUUGCUACGUAUUGAUUCUGUGCUACACAUGGGACAUCUAUCAGGAAAACAAGAGGAAUGGAAGGUAUGAUGUAACCAUCCCCAGAGCGCGGCUCAAGCGACUAACCAAAAUGGUCCUGGUUUUGGUGGGUGUUUUCGUCGUUAGUUCAGCGCCAUACCACGUGAUGCAACUGGUGAAUCUCAAAAUCACUCAGCCGACCACAGCAUAUUUCAUUGGCUAUUAUAUCUCUAUCUGCCUCAGCUAUGCCAGUAGCAGCAUUAACCCAUUUCUCUACAUGUUGCUCAGUGGCAACUUCCAGAGGAGGCUGACUCGCUGCACAAAGAUUCAAAUGAAAGCAACUGAACAUGAAAUUAUUAAUAUAGAGAGCACAAUAAAGUCAAGUUAUUAAAUAUAAGUGUUAUUAAGGCUGAGAUA
Molecule: messenger RNA, 1340 nt
Organism: Pristis pectinata (smalltooth sawfish)
Lineage: Eukaryota; Metazoa; Chordata; Chondrichthyes; Rhinopristiformes; Pristidae
Gene: mchr2a
Product: melanin concentrating hormone receptor 2a
Exons: 6
Coding region: 277-1314 (345 amino acids)
Biological process (GO): neuropeptide signaling pathway
Cellular component (GO): neuron projection; membrane
Molecular function (GO): neuropeptide binding; G protein-coupled receptor activity
Source: RefSeq, a predicted model, not a curated record